AUGGCAACAAAGUCAAAAUAUCACAAAAACAGUUUUAAAAUCCCCUUCGCCUAAAACGUCUUACAUGAACUAAAAGAACUAAGUAAUUUAAUUGAUUAAGCUGUGUACUUGCUAGAAAUACAAAAAUUUACUUCCAUAUAUUUAUUUGCUUAUCAUAAAAAAAGUGAAAAUGCUUUAUUGAUAUCUAAAAUUCUCAAUUACAAAUAUCCAAAACUUUACGAAAUUAUUAGCAUCAAAACUAUUGAGAAAUAUUAUCAUUAUGAACCGCUUGAAGAAGGACUUGUUGACUUGUAUAUUCGAAAGAAAGUUUCAUCAAUCAUAAUAAAACUUACUUUCUAUCCAACAAAAGAAGAGAUUACUAAUUCAGGAUGUUAAACCUGUGUAUUCGAUUAGAGAACUUAAUAUUAAAAUUUUUCAUUAAGUGAACUCUAUCAGGCUUUCUAUGAAAUUGAAUAAAACCCGUAAAAACAAGAAAAUUAUUCAGAUUAGGGCUAUUAUCAAGAUGAUAAUUUAGUUGAUAGGAUAGAAUGUGAUGGAAGAUAUAGCAUUGUCGAUGUUUUUAGAAAUUAAAUAAAGGAAUUUGUAUUAUAAAAUAAAGAUAUUUAUGGAUAGGAAAUAAAUCUUUAGAUACCAUUAUACAUUCAAUAAUAAAGAGAUGGUCAGAAUAAUCUAUAAUUUUUGUAAAUUCAGUAGCAUAAUAAGGGUUUCUUCAAUAAUAAAGAAUUUGUAAAUAAUGAAUAUCAUAAGUAUUCUCAGAACUUUAAUAAUUAUAAUCGACCUGAUGAAGAUGGCUUUGAAGAAAUACAACUGCCAGAUUUUAAUAAGAAUCCUGUUUGUAAUUUAUAAAACAAAUUACCCAUGGAUGGUUAACCCCCAGAAAAAAAGGAGACUAUCAACUCUCAAGAUAAUUAAAUCUAAUAAAAUGUUUAAACUUUUGUAGCAGAGAAAACUUCUGGAAUUAUUUAAAACUUAAGUUAGUUUGUAUAAGAAGAUUUUGUCAAUUCUGGUUCACUUGAAAGUGAGACAAUGAAAUAGAAAUAUGAGAAAAAUAUAUAUAAAAAGGAUGACAGAAGUAAAUUGUAUUGGGAUAAUAAGGAUAAAAAGGAUGACAGGGAUAACUAGGAUGACAGGAAUGAUUGGGGUCGUUUGAGUGGCGAUAAUAGCGAUAAUUAGGACAAUAUUUAGAAUUAAGAUGAAAGAGGUAUUUAGAAUUGGAGUUGUUUGAGUAGCGACCAUUAAGAUAAUAGGAAUGAUUGGAAUCGUUUGAGAAGCGACGAUGACAAUGAUAAUUAGGAUAACAUGGAUAAUCGGGAUAAUAGAGGCAAUAAAAGAGAUAACAGAGAUAUUAGAGACAACAGUAGGGAAAAUAGAGAUAAAAGGGAUAAUAGAGAAUAUAGGGAUAAUAAAGACAAUAGAGACAGUAGAAGGGAUAAUAGGGAUAACAGGAAUAAUAAAGACAAUUAAAGAUCUAAUAAGAAUAAUAGAGAUAAGAGAUGGGAUCACAGGGAGGAGAUUACUACUAGAGGUAAUAGAAACUAAAAUAGGGAUAAUAGAGAUAACAGAAAUAAUAGAGACUACAACAGGGAUCAUGGAGAUAAUAGAAGGGAUAACAGGGAUGAUAGAAAUUAUAGAAGGGAUAAUAUAGAUAAUAGAGAAAAUAAGAAUAAGGAUUAUCAAUAUAAUAAUAAAAGAUGGAAUAACGGAGAUAAUAAAUAAAAAAGGGAUAAUAGAACUCAGGAAGAUAUUAAUGAUUCGAGCUAUAGUGACAAUUCAGAAUAGAGCUAAUCUAGUAAUUAAACAGAUAAUUCUAUGGAUAGUAGAGAUAAUACGGAAGGUCACACAAGUAAUGAGGAAUAUAGAGAAUCAGAUACAUAUGAUUAUAAGAAAGAAUACAAAAAUUAUAAAAAAAAAAAAUCUAGAAAAAUUACGUUUAAUCCAUUUGUUCAAACUAAUAAUUUCACUUAAAUUGAAUUUUCAGAAUAUGAAGAUAAAAGAGAAGUUAAAAGAGAGGUUAAAAGAGAGGUUAAAAGAGAGGUUAAAAGAGAAAAUAAUAUGAAAACUACUUAUUAAUAAAUCAAUAAAACUAAUUGGAAACCAACAAACAUGUAUAAUUAAUUAAUUUGA
Molecule: messenger RNA, 2124 nt
Organism: Paramecium tetraurelia
Lineage: Eukaryota; Ciliophora; Oligohymenophorea; Peniculida; Parameciidae
Exons: 3
Source: RefSeq, a predicted model, not a curated record